Molecule: messenger RNA, 2308 nt
Organism: Fusarium redolens
Lineage: Eukaryota; Fungi; Ascomycota; Sordariomycetes; Hypocreales; Nectriaceae
Product: Sodium/calcium exchanger protein-domain-containing protein
Exons: 3
Coding region: 408-1934 (508 amino acids)
Biological process (GO): calcium ion transmembrane transport; intracellular calcium ion homeostasis
Cellular component (GO): fungal-type vacuole membrane
Molecular function (GO): calcium:proton antiporter activity
Source: RefSeq, a predicted model, not a curated record
CCAGUUCUUGGCGAUGUCUUCCUGUAAGGUCCCCUUUCAGUUUCUUCACUUUUCUCGUAUCCAUAGUGUCAAUCAUUGGUUUCUCUACCACAUGCCAUAGAACUCCUGCUGCUAUCUGCUAUCUGCCGUUGCUUUUUUGCUUGCUUGCUUGCCUACUCACACACACCACUAUAGUCAAUCACUUCAACAUCAAGCGUCAAGCGCAUACUCUGAGUCGUACCAGCACCGAUCAAUCUUGGAAUCCCUUUCGUCACGUCGAGUGGAAACGUCAAACACGCGCCCUUUCUGACGCCGGCCGCCUGGAACAACAAAGCACACGAGAAGAGACAGCUGGCGAGACCUUGGCACACGCUGUCACCGAACCUGGUCGAAGCGGACCAGCCAGAGAGUGGUCGACGGCAGAGACGAUGACAGAUAUGAGGAGAAGCAAGGAAGGCGAAUAUGACCGAGAGAAGGCGGUUGGAGGUUCACCAAUUGAGGGGAACGACGAUAUCCCCGUCUCACAGCGCUCGCUCGUCAGUGACGAAAAUCAAUUACGAAACAGAAAACGCGAGGAUGUUCCAGCUGUAGCAGAUCACAAUAUCGAUUUGGAAAAGCGAAAACUUAAGAAACGAGAGUCUACAAAGAUAUUCCGCAAGGUCGAGCCCAAGGAGCCGUUCACCGUCCGAAACCAACUUCAGAGAACCUUUCUCAACUCAUAUAUCAACAUCCUUCUCAUUGCUGCCCCAGUUGGUAUCGCUCUCAACUACAUCCAUAGCGUUAACCGGAUCGCCGUCUUCGUGGUAAAUUUUAUCGCAAUUAUACCCUUAGCCGCUAUUCUCAGUUUCGCUACGGAGGAGAUCGCCCUACGAACGGGUGAAGUCUUGGGUGGUCUGAUCAAUGCGACUUUUGGAAAUGCCGUCGAACUCAUCGUGGCUAUCCUGGCUCUUGUCGAUGGAAAAGUCAUUAUCGUUCAAACCUCUCUGGUGGGCUCAAUCCUGAGCAACCUUCUACUGGUGCUGGGCUUCUGUUUCUUUUUCGGUGGUUUGCGACGCGAGAGUCAAUAUUUUAACGAAACUGUCGCCCAAACCGCCGCUAGCAUGCUCGCUCUUGCCGUCGCCUCCGUCAUUGUGCCAACAGUUUUCGACCAAGCGAAGGAUACACCGCCCGCUAACGUAGCCCGACUCUCAAGAGGCACAGCAGUGAUUCUUCUCAUCGUUUAUGCCGCCUAUCUCCUCUUCCAGCUCAAGACUCACCAGAGUACAUUCGCCAAGGAAAGCCAGAAGGUCGCCGCAAAGCCUUGGUCCCGUGGAAGUGCCGGAGCCGGCGAUAUCCGACAAGGCAUCAUGGUUCCUGGUGCUCUCGUUGGCGGUGGCAUGACAGGACGCGAAGAGAAUGAGCGUUUGUCUGAGAUGCUUAUGAACCCUCACAGACUUCCAAAGGCCGAAGAGGAUGAAGAUGAGGAGGAAGAGCCUCAGUUGCACUUCUGGGUCGCCAUCGCUACGCUGACAAUCGCCACCGUCCUGAUCGCUCUCUGUGCUGAGUUCAUGGUUGAUUCCAUCGAUGCUGUUACUAAAACUGGAGGUGUAUCAGAGGAAUUCGUCGGACUGAUCCUGUUGCCUAUCGUGGGUAACGCGGCCGAGCACGCCACGGCUGUGACUGUUGCGAUCAAGGAUAAAAUGGAUUUGGCCAUCGGUGUGGCCGUUGGAAGUUCUAUGCAGGUUGCUCUCUUCUUGAUUCCCUUGUUGGUUAUUAUCGGCUGGGGAAUGGGUAACGAUGAUAUGAACCUGAGUUUCGACUUGUUCCAAGUUGCAACCAUGUUCGUGGCUGUUUUGCUUGUCAACUACUUGAUUGCAGACGGUAAAAGUCACUGGCUGGAGGGUUGGCUUCUCAUUUGCCUUUAUUCCAUCAUUGCAGUUUGCUCAUGGUGGUACCCAACACACUCAGACGAGUAGUCAUUCUCUUUUCCAACUCUGUACAUUUUUAUUUUUUUUGCGGGCUCUCUCCUUGUUUAGACUUCCAUUUUGGGUUAGAUGCGGCUACCCGUUUCCGCCCCCAACGAUUCUGCAUACUGUCCUGCAGUAUUUCUCCAUCAAGCAGGUAUUUGGACAAAGUCUAUUUGAACCUCGCAGUAUAUACUCAACGGAGGCACCUGCGAUCUUUGUGGGGUGGUGGUGCAAAGGCAAAGAAACAAGCGCGAAAAGCGAUAGGCGUCGGAGGUUCGGUUUGCACUUCAGCUAGGAUAGGACAUCGUUAGUUAAAGCGUGAUUUAUAAGGCUUUUAAUGCCAUUUAGAUUUCUGGCAAAUGAGAAAAACAAAGUGAAAACCA